GGUGAUUCGAUUUCACAGUCUCGUAAAAUUUUGAACCAAAUAUAAAAUGGCAUGAGCAGUUCAGGCACCUUCAAAACAACAUGUGAACAUUAUUAAAAAUCUACGUACUAAAGAUGUUUUUCCUAAAACUGUUUCCUCUGCUGGUAUUGUGCAAUAUCAACAGCAUCAGGACCAAGGAGCCAGAGAUUACCCUGAGUGUCAUUUUGACGAAAGGAACAAGAAGUCCAUGGGGCCUGGUUAAAACCGAGAAAGCGAUAGAAAUGGGGAACCGGAGACUGCGAGAACUGUUGGCAGGCCUCGCUACGAUUAAAAGCCAUACAGUCACGUCUGAAUAUAUAGGCUGCAGCAGAAAAGACAUCGGCGCCUUAGGCGCCGAGCUUUAUCACGUUAGAAACACAUCGGUGUUCAUUGGACCAGGUUGCAGUAGCGGGGUUGAUGUAGUGGGGAGAAUGUCGACCUCCUGGAACAUCCCCCUCCUCACCCCCGUCGGGAUCGACUCCCUGUUCGACAACAAAACCGUCUUUCCCACCCUGACACGUCUGUCCUUUUCGUUUGAUGGGAUCGGGCGUUUUUACCUGAAGCUGUUUGAGAAGUUUGGUUGGACGGACAUUGCUUUGUUAACUGAUUACUACGUCAGCACUGGUGCUGCCAUGGUGGGUCUUCAGAGUGAUUCUCUGGUGCGAGUUUUCUCAAAGUCGGAGCUUCGGACUACGUUAAUAGUAAACCACGACCUCAGUCUUAAAGCCGCCUUAACCAAAGCAACGAAAGUGUCAAGAGUGAUUGUCUCGGUCGUCGGCAUUCGUCGUUUACGAGUCUUGCUGUUAGAAGCUCGUGAAAUGGGUAUGACAAACGGGGAUUACGUUUUUCUUUUUUUCAAAUCAUACUCCCCUCUUUUGACUGACAUAUGGUAUGUAGAGGGAGACAAAAAUAACGAUGCUGCAAAAGAAGCAUUUAACGCGCUACUUGUUUCAAUGCCGACCGUUCGAAGAAGUCCCGCUUUCCUAGCCUUCGACCAAGAGCUGAAAAACUACUCACUCGCAAAAUUUGACUUUGAUUUCGACACUGAAGGAGCUGAUGUCAAUCACUACAUAGUUGCUUACCACGACGCUUUUCUUAUUUAUGGUAAAACAAUAAAGGAGAUGAUAAUCGAAGGAAUGGAUAUUUUUGAUGGUCGUCAAGUUACGAGGAGGAUUAGGAACAAAACAUACCAUAAUCUCAUAUCUGGAAAUCUCAGGAUAAACGACAACGGCGAUGCAGAGAAAGACCUGUCAAUCUACGACUUGGAUCCAAAUGGCGAUAUCAGCAGUGUAGGAGUAUAUGCUGGCGAUGAAGCAGUGGUAUACAUGAACUACAGUCAGGGCAUUCAUUGGCCCGGAAAUAAGGGGCCACCUAAAAACAGACCUAGGUGUGGUUUUACCGGAGACGAUCCUAUUUGUUUUCCUGAAGAAUCAGAUUUUCUAGCGGCAGUUGUUACCGCUACAUUCUCCGUGGUAUUUGUGACCGUUUUCAUAGUGGGGACUUUCACCUACAGACAUCUAAAAUUGCAAAUGGAUUUACAAAACAAUUGGUGGAGAAUACCCUGGGAGUCUUUGAAAUCGGUGUCCGAAAGGGAGUCGUCGUGUAUUAUGAAUUCAAAACUCUCAAUGAUUCACAUGAAUAGUUCCGAGCAUGAUGAACCGAAGGACAAAAUGAAUAAAUAUUUCAAGGGUUCCAUUGUUUCUGUGUCAGUCACUAAAGUAAGACAUUUCCACCCUUCGAGAAGCCAGCUAAUGGAUUUGCUCAAUCUAAGAAACGUCCACUGUGUGAAUCUCACAAAGUUUUAUGGUUUGACCCAAAAUAACACCAAACUGUACAUUGUUAGUGAAGCUUGUAGUCGAGGGACAUUAAAGGACAUUCUUCAUAACAGCAGUUUCAAAAUCAACAAGGACUUGCAGACCUCAUUAAUUUGCGAUAUGAUAAAGGGCUGUAGUUACCUUCACGCCAGCCCUGUGCGGUACCAUGGGAGCCUGACCAGUCAGGACUGUUUGAUCGACAAGCGAUUUGUUCUCAAAAUCACCGGGUUUGGACUUCCAGAAAUUCGAACCAGCGACCACAAAACGGAUAAACAACAACUGUUUUAUGUGGCCCCAGAAGUUUUGAGAAAUGCCAUCAGAGAACCCAACUUCCUGGUAUUCCAAUCAGCUGAUGUCUACAGCUUUGGGGUCAUACUAUACGAGAUACUGACCAGGAAAGAACCAUUUGAAGAUGAUUUGCAGUAUUCAUCAAUUGACGAAAUUAUUGAAAAGAUCAAGUCCAUCCCAAGCUUUACGUCUCCAUUUAAAGCCGAUGUUGAGGAAUAUGUAGAAAAUUCACUCCUAAACCUGAUGUAUUCAUGCUUGGAGGGAGAGGCAGAACACAGACCAACGUUUGCAAAGAUAUCGAAAGAGUCAAAGAGGAAUAAAUGGGGUAUAUCAGGAGAAAACUUUCUGGACAUCCUACUUUUUCGAAUGGAGGAAUAUGCAAAUAACCUGGAACAUAUCGCCGAGGAAAGGAUGCAUGCCUUUCUGGAUGAAAAACGCAGGUCUGAUGAGCUUCUAUAUCAGGUUCUACCCAGGAGCAUUGCACGUGACCUUAUUCGUGGUCACAAAGUGGAGGCCGAGGCGUACCAGUGCGUGACGAUAUACUUCAGUGAUAUUGUCGGAUUCACCGCCAUAUCUGCAAUGAGCAAUCCUAUGCAGAUUGUGGACAUGCUGAAUGAUUUGUACACUUGUUUUGACACAGUGUUAGAAAAUUAUGAUGUCUACAAAGUAGAGACAAUUGGUGAUGCCUACAUGGUUGUUUCCGGUUUACCUCUGCGCAAUGGCAAUGGACACGUCACAGAGAUCGCAAAGAUGUCGGUUGCUAUAUUGGACAGUGUCAAUGACUUUCACAUUCGACAUCUGCCAGACGUGAAAUUGCGUGCUAGAAUAGGAAUUCAUUCGGGCCCAGUGUGUGCCGGAGUGGUAGGGAAGAAGAUGCCCCGGUACUGUCUUUUUGGAGACACCGUUAACACCGCGUCCAGGAUGGAGUCAAAUGGGGAAGCCAUGAAAAUUCACGUGAGUUCAACGACCCGAAACCUUCUUCAAUCGAGCGACUUGUUUGUUUUGCAGGAACGUGGAUCUAUAGCAAUAAAGGGGAAAGGGGACAUGACCACGUACUGGUUGAUGGCAAGGGAGGCAACCCUGUAAUUUAAAAACCAGCAAUUUAGAGUUUACACUAGUACUACUGCAGUUAGUUUGAAAAUAACUGUUACUUUUGUGUAAACCAUACACAAGAAAAACAAGAAAAUGAUUUUACGAUUUGAAUAUAUUGUUAUAAUUGUGUUGUCAGUGCUUAUUUUAAUAAAAAUGGGGCGCAUGAGGCAUUCUAGAGACACAUUACGUACUCUUGAACUUUUGUUUGUUUAUUUUUUAAAGUUAAAAUAUGAGUAUUAGAAACAGCACAACAGCUCGCAGUAUAUUUAUAGAAAAGCUGUGAUGUAACAUAUUCUGUUAUAUAGAUUCAUUCUGAAUUUUGCUUCGAAUUGUCCUAACUGAUACAUUGGAGAAUAUUACAUUGAAUUCGGUCGAGACGGAAGAUUUAGAUAAACCCUAUAAUUAAGGAAGGAGUCUUUUAAUUUGAUUAAGGAGUAUUUUAAUUAGGUUAAUUUGAUUUAAUAGUCAUUAAAUCAAGACGAAAUGCAAUAAAAUAUCAUAUUUUUCUUUCUUUUUUACAAUCAAACAACUCGGCAUAGAAAAAGUAUUCAAAGUUCAGAAUCUAACAAGGACUAUAUUUUUGGCGCAGCAUUGGCGUGGAAAAAUAUCACUUGGUUUUGCAAUUCAGAAUUGCUGUAGAUUCAUGAGUCUAGCAUUUUUAAAACAAUAACAUUAAUGUCAGAUUCUUUAAACACAUGUGAACUAAUGAUAAGGUACUUUGAUUUCAGAAUAUGUUUUUAAAAUAAAAUUUGCCUAUCAAUUAACAUUUUAUUAACUUGUAUAAGCGCUCAUUCUAUAAAAAGAUUUGUGUGAAAAAAAAUCACAAAAAUCGGAUUUUCUUUCUAAUUAAAUGGUCAAUAUAUUAGCUGUCAAUUUAUAUCUUUGUGUAAGGUCUUCAUAGUAUGUAAAAAUUAGAAAUAUUUUUAUAUUGGAAGCAUAAAAAAAUAAUCAAAAUAUCUUCAAAAUUUAAGAAAAUUAGAGGAAAUGCGGGCUAAGCAAUAUUAAUUUUUUUAAAUAUUAAUUCCAAUUUAGUCGUUUAAGCUGAUAGACAUUCUGAUAUUUUAUCAUUGCAUUGAAUAAUAGAAACUUAAUAUGUAACCAGAUGUCUACAAUACUGCAGAUAACUACAUUUAUUUUUAUCCUUUAAGUUAAGAAAAAAGGUAGUGACCUUGACCUUACCUCGACGCGAAAACAAGAAGGUCAAACUUGAUUAACCUGAUAGAAUCAUUUGGUUAUAUGGUCAAAAUUUUAUGAAUUCCUAUCAAAGAUACGUAACUCCUUCCAUUCUUUCAGUCUCUACAAAAGUUUUAUCACUUCUAUAAAUAAAGCCCCGUGCACAUGUUUCAAAAACUUGAGUCAGGGACAGAUAUGCGAAUGGAACUUCAGUAGUAUUGCAUACAAUACUAGUAUUGUCAUUUUACUUACAUACUAAUGGAGAUUUUUGCAAUAUUAUCAAUCAGUGAUUUUCAUUCCUACUGCCAGAGCUUUUGUCACAGUGUGAAAUUUAAUCUUUAAGACACGUUGUAAUUAUUCUGUAGAUAACGUUUUCGGAGUUUGUGCAAAUUGAAACGAAAAAGUAACUUUUCUUAUUGUGCAAUACUUAUUCCUUGUUUGUGACUUUGCACAUGUUCUGACAUCAAAUGCAUACAUUUCUAACAGAACAUGUAAAACCGUUUU
Molecule: messenger RNA, 4889 nt
Organism: Magallana angulata
Lineage: Eukaryota; Metazoa; Mollusca; Bivalvia; Ostreida; Ostreidae
Product: atrial natriuretic peptide receptor 1-like
Exons: 22
Coding region: 114-3206 (1030 amino acids)
Biological process (GO): intracellular signal transduction; cGMP biosynthetic process; protein phosphorylation
Cellular component (GO): membrane
Molecular function (GO): peptide receptor activity; protein kinase activity; ATP binding
Source: RefSeq, a predicted model, not a curated record